AUGCUAAAGAAAGCCAUUAAGGCGUGGGGCAAGAAGAACGCGGAAGGACUAUUCCGGAACAUUCACACGAAGACUAUAGUAGAGGCAGUGAGCAAGCUGCUGCAGAAACGGGUUCCUUACAGCCAUAUGGUCUCCGCGGUCAAUAAUGAGGUGAUUAAGCGCCUUAGGCGAGUGGGAAGAGGACACCAAGUUCAGAAAGGCAUGAUUCAAGGAGAUCUAAAGAACGCAGUCUCAAACAUGGACCUAGGACGACUUGACGUCCUAGUUGCAAGGGACCUGGACUUGCCAAGCGGGACUGGGGACUUGGAGUCGGAGACUGAUAACGAGGUGUUAGACCAAGGCUUAGAUAAAGACUCUAGCGAGGAUGACGGGCCUAGGAAGCCUCGGAGAAAGACUGGUUCCGCGGAAGGGAAGAAGCCAGUGAAGACUCUAAAGAAAGGAUGUGGGUGUAAGCUCACGGACUCGACGAUAGCCCGGUUUCAAGGUCCACAGUUCGAAGGAUCUGCCACACAACAGGAGAAACUGAAGGUCUUGAGACAUGCUGGAAGAAGCUUAGGAGACUUUAACGAGGCGAAUAUCUGUUACGCCCACGCCAAGUCCUUUGGAUUGUUUCUUAGACUAUACACACGGACGUAUACCCACCCCCAGCUAGCAACUCGCUUAACCGUCUGCUAUAAGCACAUUGGAGACUGGAAGAAGUUCGAGCAAGAUAAUCCCACGUGGUUCUAUAAGAAAACUGCCUCGGGCGCGCCAGCAACGAUCUUCCGAUUUCGGCCGAAGAUAGCCACACCUGAAAUUGCGGACUUCGAGUCCUGUGGACUGUCCUCAAGAGACUUAUAUAAGAGAUGUUUCGGAGUCCUAGAAGGACGGGAUAAGGACCUCGCUAGCUCUGUCCUAGAAGAAUUCUCCUUGGAAGGAACGGUAGUCUUGGAAGGGCUAUUUGCCUAG
Molecule: messenger RNA, 948 nt
Organism: Penicillium longicatenatum
Lineage: Eukaryota; Fungi; Ascomycota; Eurotiomycetes; Eurotiales; Aspergillaceae
Exons: 2
Coding region: 1-948 (315 amino acids)
Source: RefSeq, a predicted model, not a curated record